This is a messenger RNA of Mucor velutinosus, 1686 nucleotides long. RefSeq lists its product as uncharacterized. The record is from RefSeq and is a predicted model, not a curated record. Gene Ontology annotation, cellular component: nucleus. The transcript is spliced from 3 exons. Bases 1 to 1686 code for a protein of 561 amino acids. Gene Ontology annotation, molecular function: protein binding. Lineage: Eukaryota; Fungi; Mucoromycota; Mucoromycetes; Mucorales; Mucoraceae.
AUGGUUGAUGCAGUAGCAGCAGAGCUGGAUCCCGUUGAUUUGGGCGAAAAAUUCGAUCAAAACUGCAACAUUGACAGCAAAAAAAAGAAGAAAAAAUCCAGCAAGAAGAAGACCGUUGCUGUCACUCCUCUUCCAUCGUUCUAUCAAGAAGCACUUGCCUCGUACCCAGUGAAAUUGAACAAUACCAAGGCAAAAGGUCGACAUGCAGUUGCUGAAGUUGGUUUGGAAGAAGGCAUUACAUUGUGUCAAGAGCAAGCGACCGCUUUUGUUGUUCGAUCCGAGUAUAUCGACCAGCAAUGUCAUGUUUGCUUGUCUGAUUUGAAGCAAAAGAUGAUGUGCUCUGAUUGCAAAAAGGCUUUUUAUUGCUCUCAGGAUUGCUUGGAAAAGGACAACGAUUUACAUGUUUUAAUCUGUGCGCCUGUUGCGCAAACAGAGGCCAUUGGACGUGCUACUGAUGUGGAUGCUGACUUGCUUCGUUUAAUGACAAUCCUGAUGGCUCGUAAAUAUCUUGGUACACAAGACCAGGAUAGCACAGAGGACGUUGCUACUCGACCUACGCCUUACUGGUGCGUAGAAGAUCUGAUCAGCCAUAGAGACAAUGCAGAGCCAGCUUUCAUCAAGGUGCUUACUGAGGCUUCUCAGCGCCUGGUCAUGGAAAUGCCUGAUAAGAUUCAAAUGCCUGUGGAUGAGAUGGUGACGCUUGCUUGCAGAAUCAACUCAAAUGCACAUGGUUUGGGCGACAACCACUCACGAAACACAGAUGUCGCUUUGGGGUUGUUUCCGCUGGGAGCUUUGUUCUUCAAUCAUGGCUGUAACCCCAACACAGCAUUUGUUGGACUAUCCAACGGACAACUAGCAUUCAGAACAAUCCGACCUGUCAACAAGGAUGAAGAGCUGGUAGUGAGUUAUAUCGACCUGUAUUCAGACCGUGAUGAACGAAGACAAGAGCUCUUGCAGUCAAAGCACUUCUGGUGCAAAUGCAAGCGUUGUACUAGUCCCUUGGAGAAAUCAAUCGACCGCUUCCUUCAAGGUGUUGUCUGCAUAAAGUGUAAAGAGGAUGUAUAUAUUAUUCCGGCUACAUCAGUCGAACAUUUAUCAAAGGGAAACCGCAAUUUGUACCUGGAGCAAGGUAGUUUCAAAUGCGGCAAGUGUGGAUCGGAAGCAUCGUGUGAUCAAGUGCGAAAACCUUUGGAAAACGCCAAUAAAUCUUACAUGCUAGGUAUGAGCGCUAUUCGCCAAGAACGCAACUAUAGACGAGGAGCAGAAAAGUUAGAGCAAAUCACCAAAUGUGACAAAAACCGUGGAGGCGACUUACACGCAUUGAACGCUUUUCGACUUAACUCGCUUAUUCCAUUGAUGAAUUGCAAGCGACACAAUGGUGAUUUGAAGGGCGCCAUUGAGGUGAACAAGUCGAUCCUUGCCAUGAUGGAACAAUAUGCCAGUGAGGGCUUGCUACCAGCAAAUACAUCUGAGAUCUCUGAUUUCUGGCAGAAUUUAGGUGAAUUAUGCUCCUCCAUGGCAAAUGAAAGUAAAGGACGUAGUUCUAUAUUGGAAAAGAAGUGGCUUAAGGAAGCUCGCACUGCAUUUUUGCGUGCUCUCGCAGUUCGUAAUAUAGUGUUUGGCAAACCCCAUCCUAAAACCAAGCUCAUUGAAGAGUACAUGGCAACUCUGUCCAGCUCUUUAUAA